GCUGCUACGAUUUCCGGUUCCGCUUGUCCGCCCCCAGAGUUGCUCCCUAAGCAACAGCAGAAGGAAAAUUGGACACAAUGAUUGAGGAAAAUGGUCCUUCGGCACAUGAGCAACGUGAAGUGUCCUCCUCUUCCCAGGCCAGACAGAAACUUGAGGGGCUCCUAAACAAGAACAUGAGGAUCCGCAUGACAGACGGACGGACACUGGUGGGUCUCUUUCUCUGCACAGAUCGGGACUGCAAUGUGAUCCUGGGCUCGGCUCAGGAGUUCCUCAAAUCCUCAGACACUUUCUCCCAGGGUGAACCCAGAGUCCUGGGCCUGGCCAUGAUCCCCGGUCACCAUGUGGUAUCCAUCGAGGUGGAGGCCGACAGCCUGGAGGACGCAGAUGGGUUUGGAGCCAACCACUGACGAAGAGCUGUCCAUUUCUUUUUUUUGUUUGUUUUUUUACUCGACAUUCAUGUGACUGUUUUCCUGUCGAGGCCUGUGUCUGGAAAAGAUCGAACAGUUCUUGGAGGAGUUUUAACUGUUUUUGCAGCUGAAACGGAACCUCCGGGCCGGCGCUCUGGAUUUAUCCAUUUCCCUGAGAAUGAACGAAACCCGUUAGCAGCGAGCGGGCUGAAUGCGUUUCCGACAUGUUUCGUGGAAAUAUGUGGGAUUCAAGUUUAUGUAUUUUGUUAGUGUUUUUAAAAUAAAUUGAUCUGUUAGAUCUUUUGUUUCUGAUCCUAAA
Molecule: messenger RNA, 726 nt
Organism: Poecilia latipinna (sailfin molly)
Lineage: Eukaryota; Metazoa; Chordata; Actinopteri; Cyprinodontiformes; Poeciliidae
Gene: naa38
Product: N-alpha-acetyltransferase 38, NatC auxiliary subunit
Exons: 3
Coding region: 78-407 (109 amino acids)
Cellular component (GO): NatC complex
Molecular function (GO): RNA binding
Source: RefSeq, a predicted model, not a curated record